AUGUCUCAUUUAAAAACUAGUAAAACCAAUCAAAUUAAAUCGAGCAAUGCAGAGAAAAAAGAUAAACAAAUAAAUAAAGAAAAUCAACCAAAAAAUGAUGAAACAGAAGAAUCUUCAUCGAGUGAUGAUGAUGAUGAUGAACCAAUUCGUGCUCCAAUUCAAUUAAAAAUUGAAUUUGUUAAUUCAAUUAUGUUUCGUCAAUGGGAAUUAGCACAAAAAUUAUGUCAAUUUAUGUUAAUAUAUGAACCAAAUAAUAGUGAAGCUAAACAAUAUGCUCCAUUAAUUGAUUAUAUGUUAGAACAAGAACAAGCAGCAUCUUCAUCCUCAUCAGAUGACGAUUCAAGUGAUGAUGACGAUGGUGAUGAUGAUGAUGACGCAUCUGGAAGUAGUAGUAGUAGUUCAUCUUCUUCCGAAAAUGAAGAAGAAACAACAACUGAUAUUGAUGAUGCUAAAGCACCAAAACCAGUCAAUGCUUCUUUAUCUCAUAAAUGUCAUCAUAAAUGA
This is a messenger RNA of Adineta steineri, 504 nucleotides long. The record is from the annotation of a GenBank genome assembly. NCBI's taxonomy places the organism in Eukaryota, Metazoa, Rotifera, Eurotatoria, Adinetida, Adinetidae.